UACAACUUGCCUACAACGUGGAGUUGUAGAAAGAAAUUAUGCAGAUGACUUUUCAGUAUUUUAGAAUUAUUUAAAUUUUUUAACAUAUCGUAAACAUGGCACCACAACAAAAAGGAAAAGUUGGUACUAAAGGUGCUAAGCAAAUUGUUGCCGAAAAUAUAUCCACUUUAAACUAUUAUCGAAAUAUGGCUUUAGGAGCAAACACUAUUAAUUUGAUUGGAUUAUGUAUAUUUUCGAAUAUAUUUACAUGGUCUGCAAUUUUACUUUUGAUAUUUUCAUCCACUAUUUACAUCGCAGCUUUCCAAUUUAUGAAAUAUAUAGCACGAACAACAAUUGCAGAAAAUGGUCAAAUUUUGGAUAGUGGUACUGACUUAAAUAUGGAAGGAGGCUUAGCAGAGCACGUGAAAGAUUUAAUAAUAUUAACAGCUGGCUGUCAAUUAUUAGCAUUAAUAUCAAAUUACUUUUGGCUAUUAUGGCUUCUUGCACCAAUACGUGGUUUUUGGUUACUAUGGGUGAAUUUAUUAUCACCAUAUUUCUUCCAACAAGCACCACCAAACGAAGAAGAGAAAAAUGAAAAGAAACAAAAGAAAUUAGAACGUAAAAUGAGACGAAUGCGUUAAAAAUGUAUGACUGAAACGUUUUGUUCAUCCUUUUUUUUUGUUAUUUAUUUAUUUUUGUUUUGGCUGGUCACGUAAUUUAAUAGAUAUUGGUUUAUAAUUUUUGUUUUUAGUUUGAAUAUUACACAUUGAGCGUAUAAUUUGAAAGACAAAUUUAUAUACACAGUUUUUGAUUUGACCCAUUAUUUUGCAUAUUUUUGGAAAAAAUCAGUUUAUUAGUGUGACUCUUA
Messenger RNA from Chrysoperla carnea, 847 nucleotides. RefSeq names its product transmembrane protein 208. The transcript has 4 exons. The record is from RefSeq and is a predicted model, not a curated record. The coding region runs from base 96 to 620 and encodes 174 amino acids. Gene Ontology annotation, cellular component: intracellular membrane-bounded organelle. NCBI's taxonomy places the organism in Eukaryota, Metazoa, Arthropoda, Insecta, Neuroptera, Chrysopidae. Gene Ontology annotation, biological process: vacuolar protein processing.